Messenger RNA from Octopus bimaculoides (California two-spot octopus), 582 nucleotides. RefSeq lists its product as uncharacterized. Lineage: Eukaryota; Metazoa; Mollusca; Cephalopoda; Octopoda; Octopodidae. The record is from RefSeq and is a predicted model, not a curated record.
AUGGAGCUAUUUAAUAUAAACGCAUCUCUUAAGGAUAUACGCAUUCCCCCAAAGAAUGCUUUCCUUAAGCAACUCAGUAGUAAAUCUAACAUAGUUCACUCCAUAAUGAGACUUAUUGAUAAGCACUUGAACUUAAAUAACAAAUACUCAGGAAUCUUUAAGAAUAAAAUUAGAGUAGGCCAUAGCCUAACUAAUAACCUAGCUACCGUUAUAGCCUCAAUCAACAACAAUAAGCUAGACACCUUCUACAAGACUAGGAAAAAUACCAACAUAAACCACAACUGCCAACAGGCAAAUGGAAAAAAUCUUGUCCCUAAUAACUCGUCCUCAAACAACACGGACUAUGACCUGAUAAAUAAAAGCCCCAUUCAACAUAACACAAGCACAGAUAAACUGAAUAAUUUAUGUGGUUGCAGGGACAGAAAUAAUCAUACAAAAUCUUAUAUAGGAGCCACAAAUAAUGAAAUGAUACUUAGAUACAAUACCCACCAAUCUACCUUUAGAAAUAGAAAUAAAGCAAACUCUACAGGACUUAGUAGCUACAUCUGGGAAUUAAAAGACAAAAAUUCAACUAUAGUUUAG